Molecule: messenger RNA, 642 nt
Organism: Paramecium tetraurelia
Lineage: Eukaryota; Ciliophora; Oligohymenophorea; Peniculida; Parameciidae
Exons: 4
Source: RefSeq, a predicted model, not a curated record
AUGUUAAAUGGAUUCUUAUUAUUUCUAAAAUUAAUAUAAAAUAUCUAUGCAAGCAUAAAAGAUAGUUAUGGACCCUUUUUGUUUAUCGAUAGUUUGAAUAGUAUGCUAGCUAGUAAAUUCUUUAUGAAAAAGGUAAAUGAAUAAUACAAAGUUGAAGAUCUAAGGGAUGGUUAUGCUCCAUUUUGUAAACAUUUGUUUCUAGAAAACUUCACAGAGACACCAAACUAUACAUUAGAAAUAACAAAAGAAAAUGAGCAUCUAAUUAGGACAGCAUAUAAAGCAAGAAAUGAAAAAGAAUUGCCUGUUUUAGCAAGAUUUAUUCCAAUAGAGUCUAUUCAAUUGCAAAAAGCUAAAUAUUUAGACAUAAUCCUAUACUCAAAAGAAUAUUUCACUUAAAGAAAUGAAAUAAGAGGACUCGAGGAUGUUAAUGAAGCAAUUGAUUAUGAUUAUGGCAUCAUUGGUAUUAAACCACAAGAUGGAACAGACUAAACACCAAUGCCACCAAUGACAUGUAUGAGAAACGCCCUAGGACAAAAUUUUGGAGGAUCAGGAUUUGCAAUGGACAAAGAAGAGUAUUUAAAUUGUGUAGACUAUUGGUCGAAACACAUAUAUGCCGAGCAUUUUUGUUCCCCCCUAUUUUGA